Molecule: messenger RNA, 10036 nt
Organism: Aedes aegypti (yellow fever mosquito)
Lineage: Eukaryota; Metazoa; Arthropoda; Insecta; Diptera; Culicidae
Gene: Nf1
Product: neurofibromin
Exons: 10
Coding region: 106-9048 (2980 amino acids)
Biological process (GO): regulation of GTPase activity
Source: RefSeq, a predicted model, not a curated record
AGGUGAAAAUUUUGCUCGCGAUCGCACAACGAAGUACGGAGUGCUCCGGUGAAAAAGCUUUGAACCAUGUAAAAAGGGCCCAAAACCGAGUGAAAACUACAGGAAAUGGCCACCCAGAAGCCAGGCGAGUGGGCCAACUCACUGUUGGCCCGUUUCGAGGAGCAGCUACCAUACCGUACCGGACCGCAUGGAACGCAAGCACGACUAAGCAUCGACCAGACGAUGACCUGUUUGAUACAAAUUUCCCGCUACCGGUUUUCGUUGGUGAUCUCCGGCCUAACGAAGAUGCUACAACGAGUGAACGAAAUUUUUAUUAUUUUGCAGUUUCAGCCGCCGGCCUGCCGGGGACACGAACCGGAGCGGUGUUGCUACGACUCGCUGAUCAUCAUCCUGGAAACGCUGGAACGAUGUUUGUCGGGCCAAUCGAAAGAUACGGCUCGCUUUGAGGAGGCAAUGAACGUCAAGUUGUUACUGAGAGAAAUUUGCCAGUUUAUCGAUAUUCAAAAUGAAAAUAAUCAGAACGCAGCGUCCCUCAAGGGACUGGCAUCGAAGGUGUUGUAUGCGCUGUCGCAGAACCAUUUCGGUGCCGUGUUCAAUCGAAUCUCAGCUCGCUUGCAGGAAUUGAGUACUUGCUCGGAGGAAAACCCGGACUACAGUGACAUCGAAUUGAUUCAGCACAUCGAUCUGGACGUGAACCGACUCACCAAGUUGCUCACGGAAACGAUUCAAAAGUUUAAGUCGUUGAAGAAAUCGGCUCAUUUUAUACUGCUGAACUCACUGGAAAGAGCCUUAUGGAAUUGGAUCGAAUUCCAUCCGAAGGAGUUUGAGGAUUUACAGCGCAAUCCAAACGAGGAACUGUCUAAGGGGUGUGAGACAUUUUUCGAUAUUUUGGAUUCUUACGCGGAGAACAAGAAAGCUAGGUCUGCAGUGUGGCCCUUGCAAAUCAUGCUGCUUGUCCUAAGUCCAAAGGUGUUGGAAGAGAUUGUUAAUGCGGAUUCUGGAGCUCCAUGCUCUCCGAGGCAUUUGAAAAAGAAGCAUUUUAUGGAGGGAAUCAAGAAGGGUUUAGGAGCGCAUGCAUCCUCAAAGCAGUCCACCGAAUCGGCAGCUAUAGCAUGUGUGAAGCUUUGCAAGGCCUCGACGUACAUCAAUAUCAACGAUUCAAACAACGUGACCUUCCAGUUGGUCCAAAGUGUGAUCAACGAUCUGAAGGCAUUGCUGUUCAACCCGGCGAAACCGUUCUCUCGAGGGCAAGGAUACAACUUUCAGGACAUUGAUCUGAUGAUCGACUGCUGGGUUUCCUGCUUUCGCAUAAAACCGCACAACAACGAAGCACUGAAAGUGUGCCUCAGUCUCAACUCGCCACCAGCAUAUCAUUUCGUAAUUGUCAGUUCGUUGUUGAAAAUCGUAACUCAAGCUCGGCUACCUUGGUGGCCCCAAAUUGAUCUCGUCUACGCCAGAUCGGGAGAAUUGCGCGCUCUUUUCACCGACACGCUGAACAAGGCCACGCAAGGUUACAUUGCACACACUCCUCUGCGAAUGAUCACUUCGCUGACGCUUAAAUCGAAGGAUGCCCAAAGUCGUCUAACGCGUCCCGAUGAAGGGCCAGCUCAUAAAGCUCUACUUUUGCUGAUGGUGCGUCUUAUCCACGCAGAUCCUAUGUUGUUGCUGAAUAGCCUGGGCAAAGCUGGACACGAAGUUCAGAGUUCUACGUUGGAGCUAAUCAACGGACUAGUUUCCCUCGUACAUCAACCAACCAUGCCGGAUGUAGCCCAAGAAGCUAUGGAGGCCCUACUGGCGCUUCAUUCUCCGGACAAAAUCGAGGUGUGGAAUCCGGAGGCCCCCAUCAACACCUUCUGGGACGUUAGCUCCCAGGUUCUGUUCUCCAUAUCCCAGAAACUAAUUCAGCAUCAAAUUGCCAACUACACCGACGUGCUGAAAUGGCUGCGAGAGAUUCUCAUCUGCCGGAACACGUUCCUUCAGCGUCACAAGGACUACGCCAACGUUGGUAGUCAAAUAGCCAUCUGCCGACAGGCCCACAUCAAGCUGGAAGUGGUGUUCUUCAUGUACCUCUGGUCCGUCGACCUGGACGCCGUCAUGGUUUCACUGUCCUGUUUUGGGUUGCUUUGUGAAGAAGCCGAAAUCCGUUCCGGCUCGGACGAGCUCACCGUGGGAUUCAUCCUUCCCAACUACCACCUGUAUCAGGAUUUGUCGCACACUUCCAGCACGCUGACUACGCAGAACGUCGAGUCGCGGUACAAUUUCUACGAGCACACCCAGGGCAGGGCAGCGCUUCAGAAGAACAUCAUGUCGCUGCUGAGGAAAAUCGAGCACUGCGUCAACGGUGUUCAACCGGCGUGGGAAGAAACUUUUCGGAAUUGGGAAGUGACAUCGAAGCUGCUGCAGAACUACCCGAAAGGCAAGCCCGAAGAAGGCCAAGCCGAGGUAUUCCAUCGCAGUAUGGGGAAGCGACGAGCGAGUCAUCAAAGCUCGGAACAUGACCUAGAGGAGCAGAUCACCGAGUGGGGCAACAUGACCUGGUUCCUGUUGGCUCUUGGUGGAGUUUGCCUGCAGAAGCCCCGUAAUCAACGAUUGACGCAGAGCCAGAUGUUGCCCAUUGGAGUGAGUGGCCCUUCGCUGAUGCAGUCAACCACUUCGCUGUCCAGUUCUAGUUCCGGACGAGGAUCUAUGCAUCCGAUAAUGGGCUCGCUGGUGUCGUCGAUGGGUGGAGGCAGCCAAGAUGUUCAGUACUGUCCAGUGACGCAAUUCAUUGGACAACUUCUGCGAUUACUGGUAUGCAACAACGAAAAGUUUGGCCCCCAGAUUCAGAAACACGUGAAGGAGCUGGUUGGACAGGAAAUGUCCGCUCAACUGUACCCGAUUCUGUUCGAUCAGAUCCGUUCGAUUGUGGAGAAGUUCUUCGAUCAACAAGGUCAGGUUGUGGUGACGGAUAUCAACACGCAGUUCAUCGAGCAUACCAUCUACAUAAUGAAGUCGGUGCUGGAUGGGCGCCAGAAUAAGGAUCAGAACGACCAACCGGCCAACGCUGAACAUCUGGGAGUGACCAGCAUCGAAAACCUGAUGCUGGCAAUCGUUCGUUACGUGCGCCACUUGGAUAUGACGGUCCAUGCAAUUCACAUCAAAACCAAACUCUGUCAACUGGUGGAAGUUAUGAUGAAACGGCGCGACGAUCUGGCUUUCCGCCAGGAAAUGAAAUUCCGCAACAAACUGGUGGAAUAUUUGACCGAUUGGGUGAUGGGCACGUCCCAUCAGAUUGCUCCGCCCAGUUCGGGAGACGUGACGAUCAUAACGCGUGAUCUGGAUCAAGCUUGUAUGGAAGCUGUGGCAGCACUGCUUCGUGGAUUGCCCUUGCAACCGGAGGAAUCCGAUCGAGGUGAUCUGAUGGACGCCAAAAGCGCUUUGUUCUUGAAGUACUUCACGCUUUUCAUGAAUCUUCUGAACGAUUGCGUCGAUGGUUCCGAAGCAGACAAGGACACGAAUAACCCACCGCUUUUACCGCCUCGUCCACGAGUUACUGCUGGAAAGCUAACCGCCCUUCGUAACGCGACAAUUCAAGCCAUGUCGAAUCUUCUCAGUGCCAACAUAGAUUCCGGGUUGAUGCAUUCAAUUGAUCUGGGCUACAACCCGGACUUACAAACGAGAGCCGCUUUCAUGGAGGUUUUGACGCAAAUCCUGCAACAAGGCACCGAAUUCGAUACCCUAGCCGAGUCCGUAAUGGCCGAUCGCUUCGAGCAGUUGGUUCAACUGGUUACAAUGAUAAGCGAUAAAGGGGAACUCCCGAUUGCCAUGGCCCUCGCCUCUGUCGUUACAACGUCGCAAAUGGAUGAACUUGCCCGAGUCCUUGUGACGCUUUUCGAUGCCAAACACUUGCUGUCGCCAUUGCUCUGGAAUAUGUUCUAUCGGGAAGUCGAGGUAUCCGAUUGCAUGCAAACUCUCUUCCGAGGCAACUCCCUAGGCAGCAAAAUCAUGGCGUUCUGUUUCAAGAUUUACGGGGCUAGUUACCUUCAGGGGUUGCUCGAACCACUUAUUCGUCCUCUCUUGGAUGAACCGGUCGCCAGCUUUGAAGUGGACCCAGCUCGGCUUGAAGCCAGCGAAGAUAUCGAAGUCAACCGCAAGAGUCUGAUCGCGCUCACUCAGAAGGUGUUCGACUCAAUCGUCAACAGUGCUGAUCGCUUUCCGCCGCAACUUCGAUCGAUGUGCCAUUGUUUGUACCAAGUGCUGAGCAAACGGUUCCCGAAUCUUCUUCAGAACAAUAUUGGAGCUGUUGGAACGGUUAUUUUCCUACGCUUUAUAAAUCCGGCCAUCGUUUCACCACAAGAACUGGGAAUCGUCGGAAAACAAGUCCCCACCCAGAUCAAACGCGGAUUGAUGCUGAUGUCCAAGAUCCUGCAGAACAUCGCGAACCACGUGGAGUUCUCCAAGGAGCAGCACAUGCUUUGCUUCAACGAUUUCUUGCGAUCGCACUUCGAAACAGGUCGUCGGUUCUUCAUCCAGAUCGCGUCGGACUGCGAAACCGUUGAUCAGACGUCGCACAGCAUGAGCUUCAUCUCGGAUGCCAAUGUGCUGGCCCUACAUCGAUUGCUGUGGUCCCAUCAGGAGCGGAUUGGGGAUUAUCUGUCGAGCAGUCGGGAUCACAAAGCGGUUGGGAGACGUCCUUUCGACAAAAUGGCCACGUUGCUGGCGUAUUUGGGACCUCCGGAACACAAACCGGUAGAUUCGCAUCUGCUGUUCUCCAGUUAUGCUCGCUGGAGUUCAAUCGACAUGUCUUCGACAAAUUUUGAGGAGAUCAUGGUGAAGCAUCAAAUGCACGAAAAGGAAGAAUUCAAGACACUGAAAUCGAUGAACAUCUUCUACCAAGCGGGAACGAGUAAGGCAGGGAAUCCCGUUUUCUAUUACAUUGCUCGACGCUACAAAAUCGGGGAAACCAACGGAGAUCUACUGAUGUACCACGUGAUAUUGACUUUGAAGCCCUUCUGCCAUUCGCCGUUCGAGGUGGUCAUCGAUUUUACGCACACCUGUUCGGACAAUCGCUUCCGAACGGAGUACCUGCAGAAGUGGUUCUACGUUCUACCGGAAGUUGCCUGUGAAAAUCUGCACGCCGCCUACAUCUACAACUGCAACUCAUGGGUACGCGAAUACACCAAGUUCCACGAUCGAAUUCUCGCUCCUCUAAAAGGCUGUCGUAAACUGAUAUUCUUGGAUUCCCCAGCAAAACUGAACGACGUCAUUGACCCAGAACAGCAGAAACUCCCCGGAGCAACCCUUUCACUCGAUGAAGAUCUCAAAGUUUUCAACAAUGCUCUCAAGCUAAGCCAUAAAGAUACCAAAGUUGCCAUCAAGGUAGGACCCACCGCCCUGCAGAUCACCUCCGCCGAAAAGACCAAAGUAUUAGCUCAUUCAGUCCUCCUAAACGACGUGUACUACGCAUCGGAAAUCGAGGAAGUUUGUCUGGUUGACGACAACCAGUUCACCCUGUCGAUCGCCAACGAAAGUUCCCAGCUGAGCUUCAUCCACAACGACUGCGACAACAUCGUCCAGGCGAUCAUUCACAUCCGCAACCGGUGGGAACUAAGCCAGCCCGAUUCGGUGACCGUGCACCAAAAAAUUCGUCCAAAAGACGUCCCGGGAACGUUGCUGAACAUGGCCCUGCUCAACCUGGGAUCUUCGGAUCCGAAUCUCCGCACGGCAGCCUACAAUCAACUGUGUGCACUGACUGCGACAUUCGAUCUCAAAAUAGAGGGACAACUACUGGAAACGCAAGGCCUGUGUAUUCCCUCGAACAAUACCAUCUUCAUCAAGUCGGUAAGCGAAACGCUGGCCACGAAUGAACCGCAUCUGACGCUGGAGUUCCUUGAGGAGUGCAUCCAGGGCUUCCAGAGGAGUACGAUCGAGCUGAAGCAUUUGUGUUUGGAGUACAUGACCCCAUGGUUGGCCAAUUUGGUGCGGUUCUGCAAACCUUCCGACGAAGGCAAACGCCAGAAGCAGGUGGCUCUGAUUUUGGAGAAGUUGAUCAAUCUCACCAUCGAGCAGAAGGAAAUGUAUCCCUCGAUUCAGGCCAAAAUCUGGGGAUCGAUCGGACAGAUUCCGGAGCUGAUUGACAUGGUGCUGGAUAACUUCAUACACAAGUCGGUAAGCUCCGGACUUGGAUCGCCACAGGUCGAAAUAAUGGCCGAUACGGCCGUCGCUUUGGCUUCGGCCAACGUGCAGCUAGUGGCCAAGAAAGUAAUCGGUAGACUGUGCCGAGUUAUGGAUAAGACUUGCCAUUCACCGACCCAAUAUCUGGAGCAGCACAUGAUGUGGGACGACAUUGCCAUUCUGGCUCGCUACCUUCUCAUGUUAUCCUUCAACAACUGCUUGGACGUCGCUCGUCAUUUGCCAUAUCUGUUCCACACGGUCACUUUCCUCGUUUGCACCGGUUCACUCUCAAUGCGCGCCUCGACGCACGGUCUAGUCAUCAACAUUAUACACUCACUUUGUACCUGUACCAAACCGUCCUUCUCGGAGGAAACUCAACGUGUCCUGCGGUUGUCGUUGGACGAAUUCUCCCUGCCAAAGUUCUACCUGCUGUUCGGCAUCAGCAAAGUCAAAUCCGCCGCCGUAACAGCUUUCCGCUCAUCCUGUCGACAUCCCAACGAUCGCUGGCUUGGCAACGAACGUGUUUCCCAAGCUCCGCCUGCCGAUCGGGAACGCCUGGCUCUACCAUCACUUGAGGUCAUCACUGACGCGCUGCUGGAAAUCAUGGAGGCCUGCAUGCGCGACAUUCCCGAUUGCGAUUGGUUGCAAACGUGGACAUCGCUGGCGAAGAGUUUCGCCUUCUGCUACAAUCCCGCACUUCAACCGCGAGCUUUGAUCGUUUUUGGCUGUAUCUCGAAGAGUAUCACCGAUCAGGAUGUUAAACAAUUACUCCGCAUUCUGGUGAAAGCUCUUGAAUCAUUUAAUGAUAUUAUCCUGCUGGAAUCUCUAGUCAUGUGCUUGACGCGGCUGCAACCGUUGUUGAGACCCGAAUCACCUAUUCAUCGAGCGCUGUUCUGGGUGGCCGUCAGUGUCCUCCAGCUGGACGAGUCGACCCUGUACGCAGCCGGUUUGGCUUUGUUGGAGCAGAACCUUCACACGCUCAAUUCGCAGCAGCUGUUCGACAAGCAGAACAUUGCCGAUGUUAUGAUGGCCACUCGGGAGCCGCUGGAGUGGCACUUCAAGCAGCUGGAUCACGCCGUUGGAUUGUCGUUCAAAUCGAACUUCCACUUUGCGCUGGUUGGACAUUUGCUGAAGGGUUUCCGACAUCCCACCCCGACGACGGUUUCCCGAACUUCGCGAGUGUUGACCAUGCUGUUGGGAAUCGUGGCGAAACCGCACCGGCGAGAUAAGUUCGAGGUGACGCCGGACAGCGUGGCGUAUUUGACAGCCCUGAUCUGUUUCUCGGAGGAAGUUCGCUCCCGAUGUCACGUUAAGCACACCCUUCCGCGCUGGCCUGCAGACUCUGGAGGCGUCGGUGACGGAAGUGGCGCCGGUGAUCCAUCGGCAGCAAACGCGGCCGGUGCCAGCCAGUCGGGUGCCGGUGGGCAAAACGUUCGGCGCCAAAAGUCCUGGGACAUGCUAGAUCAGUCGGCCAUCCAAUAUGCCCGACAAUCGCACAAGGUUCAACCACAUCAGGACCCGGCUAUCAGAGGAAAAUCCUGGCGAAGUUUAGACUUAUCCCAUAAUCCGCACCUGGGAAUGAUCAGUCAUUCCUCGUUUGUGUCACACGCUUGUACUAAUAUCAAUACGACUACUACCACACUGUCCGCGUACAACACAUCCAGUAUCACAAAUAACAACAUCAACAACUCCACAAACAAUAGUAGCCAAAUUUGUGGUGGCGCCUAUCAUCGGAGCGACUUCCGCAAUCGACGCUCCUCAUCGGAACCGGUUAGCCAGGUUCUGACUAAUCCAAACAUAGCCAAACUGUUGGCUCUCAAGCAAGCUCACGUUUACUCAGGUACUAGUAUCUCCUCUGCCCCUCCUUCUGCUGCCAUUGGCUCGAAUUAUAACACUAGUUUUGCGGCAAACAUCACUACUACUAGUACUUCUACAACUACUACUGCUGCUACUACCACUACCAUCACGUCUAACUCGACUAACUUGAACAAUAGUGGUGCUAGUACCGUCACUUCUAUCACAUCCAACCUUACCUCGACUUGUACUAAUCCCGCAACUACCAAUAGUACGCUGACAAUUAGUACCGCCCAUAGUAGCGCUAGUGGCGCCACCAACAGCACUAGCCCGGCGCAAUCGAUCGAAGAUGUAGAACACGAUGAUGAAGCGAACAACUUCAUCGUCGACUGCUUGCAAGACAUUUCAGCGAUCAAAGAGCGUGGAUCACGAUCUUCGGUUUCCAACGAAUCGAAUGUGUUACUUGAUCCGGAAGUUCUUCCGGACUCGUCCACGCAGGCGCUAGUCCUAACGGUGCUGGCAACACUGGUUAAGUACGCUACUGAUGAGGCUGAGCUUCGCGUACUGUACCAAUACCUGGCCGAGGGAUCGGUCGUUUUUCCGAAGGUGUUCCCGGUCAUUCACUCCUUGCUGGACCAGAAGGUGAACAACGUGCUCUCGGUAUCCAACGAUCAGAUCGUUCUGGCAUCGGUGCAAAGCAUUAUACAGAACAUGCUGGCAACUGAAGACGCGUCCCAACAACCGCUGCACUUUUUGCAGAGUUGUGGUUUCGGAGGCUUGUGGCGUUUCGCUGGACCGUUUACUAAGUACAACAUGAUGGUCGAAUCGUCGGAGCUGUUCGUGAACUGUCUGGAGGCGAUGGUCGAGACGUGUCUUCCAGUAGAGGAAAACACGCCGAUGCCGCCAUCGCCGCGGCCGUACAAUCUGAGCUCCAGUCUGAGCAGCCUCACGCUGGGGUCCCCGACGGACAAAGCCUUUUCGUCAGAAUCCCUAGAUCACGACGGCUUUAGCGGUAGUGUUAGUUCACUGCGCAGAGCUUCUUGCAGCAAAGUACGUAGUACAAAGCAUCGAUUUGUUGACAGUCCUACACAUAACAUUUAAAAAAUGUAAACCACAAGAAAACUAAAAUGUACAAACAGUGGAUAACAAACUGAAGCUAUUAUCAACACACAAGUGAGUAGCAAUUUAGGGGACAUGAACACUGGCACAAACAUAUGAAGAACAUGAGAUGACAUUGAUAUAUUUCCCUCUUCUGUGUGGUAAUAGUAGUGCACAACUAAUCAAUUCUGUCAGAUUUUUUCCAAAAAGAAAUAACGAUUGGGAAUUGUAUGUUAUGUCCUCGGAUAAAUUUGAGCAAGCUCGAAUAUAAUGAAGACUGUAUAUUCAUAAUCAUUUAGAGGACCUACAAAUCAGAGAAAUCUGCACGUUACUUCGUUUAUUUUCAGAUAAAAAGUGAGGUAAACCUGGUAAUUAAAAUAUCCAUAAAAAAAGUCUGGAAUCAUUUCUAAUUUUAUUUUGUUUUUGAUUUUCCAUCCUAUAAAAACAUUGAACAUCUGACAGGAUUGAUUUACUGGGAAUGUUUAUAAAUGUUUGAAAGCCGAGCACAAAAUAAAAAUCCUUCAAGAAGUAUUUAACUGCAGUAUAGAUGUGCAUUUCUAACUGUGUUAUCGUCAAAAUUUAGAAAACAAAUAUGCAAAAAAGCACCUACAUAUAAAUGGAAUUUUGACCGGAAAGGUAUCUAUUUUUUUACUCCAACACUUGACAUGGACACGAACAAGCAGCGUUAAAAAUAACAUCAAUUAGUUUUCUAAGUACUUGAAUGCGUUUUGUUUAGCCACACUUGAUUUACCGGUACCUAUCAUGGCAGCACUUAUCAGUUUUCUGAGCAAUGACUUUGUACAGUUAUUUAUAUGAUUUCAUGACAAAUGUUCAGUGUAACUGGAACAAUCCAUACCAAAACGCCUACCCUGUGAACACUUUUUUGCACAGAACACAACACCCUACUGUAAUAUGGAAAACAAUGUAAGAAAAUUGUUCGUACUGAAUGACAGAAAAAGCUUACACAAUUUAAUAAAUAUUUUUACGUCUA